This is a messenger RNA of Rosa chinensis, 2487 nucleotides long. Its product is annotated as WD repeat-containing protein 43. The record is from RefSeq and is a predicted model, not a curated record. The transcript has 13 exons. Gene Ontology annotation, molecular function: protein binding. Lineage: Eukaryota; Viridiplantae; Streptophyta; Magnoliopsida; Rosales; Rosaceae. The coding region runs from base 125 to 2011 and encodes 628 amino acids.
ACCCGUUUGCCGCCUUCACUUUUCAGCAGCUCAGCUAAACCCUCCCCCUCCCUUUCUCCUUGUUCUAGGGUUUAAGCACUGCAACUCGUGCCCACCUCACUCUUAUUCUCUCUUAGGUUUCAGAAUGGCCCCGUCAAACAUCAGAGACCUCUUGACGGCGUUUAAUCCGUCGCUGGACUUGUUCGCCAUUACUUCCGGCGACGGUCGAAUCAAGAUUUGGGACACUGUGAAGGGUCAAGUCCAGACUGAGUUUACAGACAUAGUAUCAGAGGAAGAUACAAGCAUAUUUGCCAAAAGAGAAAGAGGGCAUCUCUCUGUUGAUUACACUUGCAUGAAAUGGUUCACUUCUGAAAGAAAGAAGAAAAGGAAGCUUGGGUGCUCGUUGCUGGUUUUGGGAACUGGUGGUGGUGAUGUAUUGGCUCUUGAUGUGGCUGCUGGUCAAUCGAAAUGGAGAGUUACUGAUUGCCAUGCAGGUCGUGUUAGUGCAAUAUCGUUUGCAAGAAGUGGUUCUUCUAUUUACACUGCCGGUGCUGAUGGGAUGAUUUGCGAAAUCGAUUCACUUACAGGAAACCUGUUGGGGAAGUUCAAAGCUUCGACAAAGGCAAUCUCCUCUAUGUCUGUUUCAGCAGAUGGGAAGAUAAUAGCUACUGCAGCUGCACAAAUGAAGAUAUUGAAUUUGUCUGACCACAAAAAGAUACAGAAGUUUUCUGGCCAUCCUGGAGCUGUUCGCUGUAUGAUCUUCACUGAGAAUGGGAAGUACAUUCUCUCAUCUGCAGUUGGUGAAAGGUAUAUUGCAGUAUGGAAUAUAGAUGGUGGGAAAAAGCAGUCAGCAAGUGCUGUUCUCGCAAUGGAGCACCCUGCUGUGUUCCUUGAUAGCAGGUGCAUAGACAGUGGGGAAGUUGGUGAUGCAGGUCUAUAUGUCUUAGCAAUCUCAGAAGUUGGCGUUUGUUAUUUUUGGUUUGGAAAGAAUGCUGAAGAAUUACGGAAUGCCAAGCCUACAAAAAUUUCAGUAUCUUCUGAAGACAGUUUGUCUGAAACUCAUAGGGGUUCACCUGCAAUAUUUGCUGCAAUUUUACAAGGAAUUGCCAAAUCAGCUUCUGGGCAGAUAUUUGUUGCUACUGGAUUACCAGUGAAGCCAUCAUUUCAAAAACUUUUGGUGCAUUCUGGUACUGACAUAAAGUUGAGUAGCUCCCGUGAUGGGGUUCUUCUACCAAUUAGUCAGUCUCUUGUCAAAUCCAAGAGAGGCCAAGAUGUACAAAAUAGAGUUGUUGCAUUAGAUCGUGCAAAUGCAGAAGAUGCCCUACUUCCGAUUCCAAAGAUCUUUGAUUCGCAUGAAAAAAAGAAAAAGCAUGAAAAAUUGCGCUUUGACAAAGACGAAGUAAUGGCCGAUUUGGAGGACAGCAGGAGUCUCUCUGGCCCUGUGAAGACCAAAGAUGGCACGGUAGAAUUUGAACUUGACACUGGAGCAAUUUGCAUGGAGGACCGGUUGAGAUCAUUAGGAAUACUCAGUAAACUAGAUGACCAAACAAUCAAAUCCACACUAAAUUCUGCAGCAUUCAAGAGUAUUGACAUUCAGACAAAUAUGCCACAAAAGAAGAUGAGGGCAGCUGUACUGUCAAUGGUACCUAGUGACACAUACAAGUUAUUGGGAGUUUUGGUGGCCAUUUGGCAAACAAGGUCUAGCAGUGGAAAUUAUGUACUUCCAUGGAUAUACAGCAUAUUGGUAAAUCACAGUCAUUAUGUCAUGUCAGAAGAACCUGAGACCCAGGUGCUUAGUUCCUUGUUCAAGGUCACCAAAUCUAGAAAGGCAGCUAUUCAGCCUUUAUUACAAUUAUCCGGUCGUUUGCAGCUUGUAGUGGCACAGAUUGACAAGGCAACAAACACCGGAAAUCAAAUUUUAUUGCAUGAGGACCAGAAGGAUGAAAGUGAAGAUGAGGAUGAAGAUGUAAAUGAAAUUCACUUCAGGGAAGAAGAUGAUGACUCUGAAAUAAGCAGUGACGAUGAGCAGUAGUUGAAUUUUGUGAUAGGAGGAUUUAGGAUAAAGAGGCUAGAAGUGGUGCAGCAUUUUCAACAUCUUCUUCAGCCGAUCAACUGGUCUCUUGAUGCCGCGAAGCUGGAAAAUUUUAGUGCUCAAGGUCACAACCUGGGCUCCUGGCCGUGCUUAACACCCGCAAUUUUGUUUUGCUCCAUUCCACCCCUCUUAUCCUGGUGAAGAAGUUGAUUUGCCCCAAGAUAUCAAUUAUAGUACUCUCUUUGUAAUUUAUUGCAUAACAUAGGUUUAUCAGUGUAUAUCUUUGUGCCUUGCGAAAAGCAAUCAAUUUUGUACAAUGAACACUCACUUUUGCUGCCAAUAGAUUAGCGGCUAUAGCCGCUGCUUGACACUUGUUAGAGCCCAAAUAUCACUACUUAUGAAGAGUAAUUGGCAGAGUUUUUUUUUUUUUUUGGGACAAAUUGUGGCAGAGUUGUUGAUCAUAUAUAGAGAGAUGA